AGCAGGUUGCGAAGUAACCCCGUGGAUUUUGGCGCUUGGGUAGCCACCGUGGCUGGAGAGCAAGAGAUUACCAUGGAUGGGUUCCGUAUAUAUUCUUCAGAUAACUACACAGAGGAAGACUUGGGGGGUUCUGGUGACUAUGACUCCAUGAAGGAACCCUGCUUCCGAGAGGAAAAUGCCAAUUUCAACCGUAUCUUUCUGCCCACUGUCUAUUCCAUCAUCUUCUUAACUGGUAUAAUAGGCAAUGGAUUAGUCGUCCUCGUUAUGGGUUAUCAGAAGAAACUGAGAAGCAUGACAGACAAGUACAGACUGCACCUGUCAGUGGCUGACCUCCUAUUUGUCCUCACACUUCCCUUCUGGGCAGUUGAUGCUGCUGUGGGAAGCUGGUACUUUGGGAGGUUCUUAUGCAAAACAGUCCAUGUCAUCUACACAGUCAACCUCUACAGUAGUGUCCUUAUCUUGGCCUUUAUCAGUCUGGACCGGUACCUGGCCAUUGUCCAUGCCACCAACAGUCAAAGGCCAAGGAAACUGUUGGCUGAAAAAGUGGUCUAUGUUGGUGUCUGGAUACCUGCUCUCCUGUUGUCUAUUCCUGAUCUCAUCUUUGCCGAUGCCGAGAAAGCAGAUGACACAUCUACCUGUGACCGUUUCUACCCCAGUGACUUGUGGCUGGUGGUAUUUCAGUUUCAGCACAUCAUGGUUGGCCUUAUACUGCCUGGUAUCAUCAUCCUGUCCUGUUAUUGCAUUAUCAUAUCCAAGCUAUCACAUUCCAAAGGCUACCAGAAGCGUAAGGCCCUGAAGACCACAGUUAUCCUCAUCCUGGCUUUCUUUGCCUGCUGGCUGCCCUACUAUAUUGGGAUCACCAUCGACUCGUUCAUUCUACUGGAAAUCAUCAAUCAAGGAUGCGAAUUUCAGAACACUGUGCACAAGUGGAUUUCCAUCACUGAAGCCCUAGCCUUUCUCCACUGCUGCCUGAAUCCCAUUCUGUAUGCCUUCCUGGGUGCCAAAUUUAAAACCUCUGCACAGCAUGCACUCACCUCUGUGAGCAGAGGGUCCAGCCUCAAAAUCCUCUCUAAGGGAAAGAGGGGUGGACACUCUUCUGUUUCAACUGAGUCUGAAUCUUCAAGUUUUCAUUCCAGCUAACGCUGAUGUAAAAGACUUAAGAAACUUUUUAAGUUACACAUUUUUUUUUUCAGAUGUAAAAGACUGACCAAUAUUGUACAGUUUUUUAUUGACUGUUGCAUUUUUCCUUGUUUUUUUUUUUUUUUU
Messenger RNA from Condylura cristata (star-nosed mole), 1266 nucleotides. It is a transcript of the gene CXCR4, whose product is annotated as chemokine (C-X-C motif) receptor 4. The record is from RefSeq and is a predicted model, not a curated record. NCBI's taxonomy places the organism in Eukaryota, Metazoa, Chordata, Mammalia, Eulipotyphla, Talpidae. Gene Ontology annotation, biological process: brain development; immune response; G protein-coupled receptor signaling pathway. Gene Ontology annotation, cellular component: membrane. Gene Ontology annotation, molecular function: cytokine binding; chemokine receptor activity. The transcript is spliced from 2 exons. The coding region runs from base 73 to 1140 and encodes 355 amino acids.